CCUGACAGUCCUCCUGUGUCAUGCUCUCGACACAGUUUCCUUCCUCGUCCCCUCAAUGUCGGACCCCAGGCACAGUCGCAUCGAUGGCACUUUGAGCUCACUCUUCGGAAGCCUCAUCCCUCCCAUUGCCGCUGACGAAGAUGAUACGGAAAUUGAGGCACGCAUCACCCAGGCAAUCGAAAAUGCAAAGACCAUCGUUCACGCCGCAGGCUCUCGUCUCCCCACAGAGACGAACCAGGCGUCGGAUCUAAUUAAAAGAAAAUUACUGCGGGAAAAUGCCUCACCGGAAAAGGCUGCAAGAUUCAGUAACCUGUACUCGAGGCUACUAGCCAUCCCCGUCCUCAAUCAGAAGUGGGCAAUCCUCUACCUGCUGUAUAAACUUUCCGACGACACACUCACAAUUCCCCCACACCGAGUGCCGCUGGCAGACUCCGAUAAUCUCGCCAAUGUUCCCAGGAGACACCUUCAUUCGACCGAAAAAGCUUCUCCGUUUCACGAAUCUCCAGAACACCAGGACCACGACGAUUUAUCUCGCAGCCGCACAGAUGACGAGUCUGUUGCUCGGGCGAGGGAGCAGGCACAAAAGCCGGAUCAGAAACUAGACGAUCAUGUGGCUUUGCCCCAGCGCGAACGAGAGACCUAUUCAGAACCAGUUGAGCAAAAGCGAUGGACACCCGAACCAUCAGAGGUUGAACUUCUCCGAGAUCUACCCUUCAACUUGCAAGGCGUGUCCUCCACACACUUGAACUUCACUACUUCCGCUUCACUAAGUCUACCUCCUACACUACCAAUUCCUAUACUAUCCUUGUUGCACGGAUUGGCGGAGCCGUGUUUACUCUAUCGGGGCCUAGCAGAGUACACUCAAUCACCAGAUGGUGGUCUCAUGGACCAGAGCCUUCGUUCGGCCAUCAAUAAUGAACUGCGCUCUUAUCUAAGCCUUGUUGCGUCAUUGGAAACCGAGAUCAGACAAGCGCUCGCUACAGCAGGAGCAGGCGCCGAUCCCAAGGCCAUCCGAUUAACUAGCGUCACCCUCAAACGAUGCUUCAUCUGGACCAGAGAUGCCACGAUGGGUCUGCGACUAAUGAUGUUGAUCGUCGAGGAUUCAAGGCAAAAGCGUGGAGGUAAAUUGAUCUCCCUAGUACACGGCCUAUCGUCCUCACAUGGCGAUCCAUUCGUUGCCGCCUUUGCAGAAAGACUUUUGGGGCAUGUUGCUCGACCUUUCUACGAAAUGCUAAAGCAUUGGAUCUACGAUGGCGAGCUGAUAGACCCCUAUCAUGAAUUUUUCAUUGAAGAGCCUGACCCCAGUACUCUUCCAGCCAUCGAUCAUCGACAUGUUGCUACUUCGGUGUGGGAAGAGAAAUACAAGUUGAACUCGUCCAUGGUUCCGUCGAUCAUCUCCUCCGAGUUUGCUAAAAAGGUCUUUCUCAUUGGAAAAUCACUCAACUUCAUUCGACAUAAUUGUGGCGAUUCCGACUGGGUGAUACAAUACUCCAAAUCCAACUCGAGGUCUCUGGAUCAUGCAAAUACUGCCAAUCUCUUCUCUUCAAUCGACAUGGCCUAUCGAACAACUAUGUCACGACUAACUCACCUCAUGUACACAAAGUUCGGUCUUUUCACUCAUCUCACAGCUAUCAAGAAAUAUAUGCUGUUUGCGCAGGGUGACUUUUUUGAGUUGUUGAUCGAAUCUUUGGCACAACACCUUGAUCGGCCCGUCAAUUCCAUGUAUCGUCACAAUCUCACCUCUCAGCUUGAGCACGCCAUCAGGCACUCAAAUGCACAAUACGACGAUGCAGAAGUCCUCCGACGACUCGACGCACGCAUGCUUGAGCUGUCCUCAGGCGAGAUUGGUUGGGAUUGCUUCACUCUGGAAUACAAAAUUUCUGCUCCGUGCGACGUGGUCAUCACCCAAUGGGCUAACACCCAAUACCUCAAGAUAUUCAACCUCUUGUGGAGGAUAAAGCGAGUGGAGUUCUCGUUGAAUUCAACCACAAAGCGUUGUAUGACGGGAGCUCGUGGCGUUCUGGCCGCGGUCAACGACAAACUCGGCCAUGAUUGGAAGCGAGCGAGAUGUGUAGUUGCAGAGAUGGUCCAUUUUGUCAACCAACUCCAGUAUUAUCUCCUAUUCGAGGUGAUCGAGGCGAGCUGGAAGCUGCUCGAGGAUGCCCUCAACAAGCCUGAGGUUACCCUCGACGAUCUCAUUGAAGCGCACACGACAUAUCUUAACAAUAUUACGAAAAAGGGGCUUAUUGGCCAGCAACGACAUCCGGUGACCGGCGCACAGGAAGACAGCCUCGUCGUUCAAGUCCAUCACAUCUUAAAAUGCAUGCUCCACUAUCGGGAGGUAGUUGAUUCGCUGUACUCGUACAGUGUGGCCGAAUACACUCGAAGACAGCAGUUCAGCGCCAGGAUCGAGCAGCGAACAGCUCAAGGAAAAUGGGGCAUCACGGAAAAGGAUCUUGUGGGUGAUUCGGGGUCCAGUACACCGACAUUCAUGCGCCCUUCCAAGCCUGGACCACUGCUCCCCGAAGACAACGACUCGCCUCUGAUGCCACAAUCGGCCCAUCCCUCCUCUGACGAUGAAACACACCUGGGCUCGUUACGGAGUCGACAACUCCACCUAUCGGCGGAAUUCCGCUCCCGCCUCAGCAUGCUUCUUUACGACCUUGCGCACCAACCAGAUGUGGACCUGCGCUUCCUCGGUGUGGUGAUGAACUUCAACGAGUUCUAUACUCCCAUCAACAUUAGAAGGCAGCAAGCACGAAGGGCCCGCGAGAAACGUGAGGCAGAGAGAAAAGCGCGAGAAGCGACCGUGUCGUCCUCAGACCCCAACACAUCGCUUGACAGAACUGCCGCAGAGACCAACUUGAACAGCUCCACAACCACGCGAUGACCAUGUUGGAUGAUGAUAGUAGUAACUGUGGCCACAAACCCGAAGGGCCAGCCUCGUAAAAACGAUAUGACUGUAACGAAUGUCGAAAGCAUGAAACCCGGUACUGAUCUGGACAAGACCAUGAUCAACAACACAUAUAGGCAAUGAGCAUAAUCGAAAUUGCAAAAGCAGUGACAGAUCUCCAAACCCGCCCUUUUCUCCCAAACAAGGCUGAGAAUUCUUAACCUAUCG
Exophiala mesophila is the source of this 3121-nucleotide messenger RNA. RefSeq lists its product as uncharacterized. The record is from RefSeq and is a predicted model, not a curated record. Bases 56 to 2890 code for a protein of 944 amino acids. Gene Ontology annotation, biological process: meiotic cell cycle; cytoplasmic microtubule organization; microtubule nucleation. Gene Ontology annotation, molecular function: gamma-tubulin binding; microtubule minus-end binding. Gene Ontology annotation, cellular component: centrosome; gamma-tubulin small complex; equatorial microtubule organizing center. NCBI's taxonomy places the organism in Eukaryota, Fungi, Ascomycota, Eurotiomycetes, Chaetothyriales, Herpotrichiellaceae. The transcript has a single exon.